ACUGAAGAGGAAAGUCCAAUUAAUAAAUCUUCUCCUUCAGAGUUUCUUCUCCUGGAAUUCUCAGAGGUUUGGGAACUAAAGAUUCUACAUUUUGUGGGGUUCCUUGUCUUUUACUUGACAGCAUCAACAGGAAACAUUCUCAUUGUCUGUGCAAUAACUUCUGACUAUCACUUGCACACUCCUAUGUACUUUUUUCUGAUGAAUCUGGCCAUACAGGAUGUGGGACAAGUUUCUGUCAUUUUCCCCAAAUCCAUGGCCAAUUCUCUUAUGAAUGACAGUUACAUUUCCUAUUAUGGGUGUGUCACUCAAGUUCUAUUUUAUAUAUUCUUUAUAUCAUCUGAUUACUCUCUUCUGACAGUCAUGGCUUAUGAUCGGUAUGUUGCCAUUUGUAAUCCUUUGAGGUAUGAGAUGGUGAUGAAUAGGCAUGCUUGUCUUCGAAUGGUUACUGCUGUAUGGAUUAUUAGUUUGUUCUAUGGAGGGUUACACACGGUAGGCACCUUUGCAUCCCCGUUUUGUUCCAAUGUUGUCAAUCAGUUUUUUUGUGAAAUCCCACACUUACUUAGGCUUGCCUGCACUAAUUUGUACCUGAUUGAAAUUGGAAUUCUUCUGCUGAGUGCUGUGGUUGCAGUAGGCUGUUUUGUGUUUAUUAUUGUAAGUUAUGUGCACAUCUUAACUGCUGUCAUGAGAUUCCCUGCUGGACAGGGAAGAAAGAAAGCAUUCUCAACCUGCCUCCCCCAUCUCACUGUUUUUUCUGUAUUUAUAUUUACUUCAUAUCUGUCUUACUACAAGCCUGCCUCUGAUUCCCCAUCACCACUCGAUUUGACAGUGACUAUGAUAUAUUCCAUGGUUCCACCCUUGAUGAAUCCAAUCAUCUACAGCAUAAGAAACAAGGAGAUCAAAAAUGCUCUGAAAAAAUCUCUUGGGUUUGAGGUUCUGUCCUCAAACCCUCUGUGUUUAGUUCAGUAA
This is a messenger RNA of Anolis sagrei ordinatus, 966 nucleotides long. NCBI's taxonomy places the organism in Eukaryota, Metazoa, Chordata, Lepidosauria, Squamata, Anolidae. The record is from RefSeq and is a predicted model, not a curated record.